Messenger RNA from Calypte anna (Anna's hummingbird), 2975 nucleotides. It is a transcript of the gene IDH1, whose product is annotated as isocitrate dehydrogenase (NADP(+)) 1. Gene Ontology annotation, biological process: isocitrate metabolic process. NCBI's taxonomy places the organism in Eukaryota, Metazoa, Chordata, Aves, Apodiformes, Trochilidae. Gene Ontology annotation, cellular component: peroxisome; cytosol; mitochondrion. The coding region runs from base 144 to 1391 and encodes 415 amino acids. Gene Ontology annotation, molecular function: isocitrate dehydrogenase (NADP+) activity; magnesium ion binding; NAD binding. The record is from RefSeq and is a predicted model, not a curated record. The transcript is spliced from 9 exons.
GACCCGCUCCAGCAGGUCCCGAGACACGCCCGAGCCCCUAAGCGCCCCGGGCCUUCGUGCCCUCCUGUGCCAUCGGCUCCCCUGUGGCGACGCAGGCCACUUACUGCGGCUGUCCCGGGAGAGCGCGGGAAGGGCCCGACUCGAUGUCAAAAAAAAUCCAUGGAGGCUCUGUUGUGGAGAUGCAAGGAGAUGAAAUGACACGGGUCAUCUGGGAUCUAAUUAAAGAAAAGCUCAUUUUUCCUUACGUGGAUCUGGAUUUGCACAGCUAUGAUUUGGGCAUUGAGCAUCGUGAUGCUACAAAUGAUAAAGUAACUGUGGAAGCUGCUGAAGCCAUAAAGAAAUACAAUGUUGGUAUAAAGUGUGCAACCAUCACUCCUGAUGAAAAAAGAGUGGAGGAAUUCAAUUUGAAGCAGAUGUGGAAGUCUCCCAAUGGGACAAUUAGAAACAUCCUGGGUGGCACUGUCUUCAGGGAGGCUAUUAUCUGCAAGAACAUUCCCAGGCUGGUUUCUGGAUGGGUGAAACCCAUUGUCAUUGGUCGUCAUGCCUAUGGGGAUCAGUACAGAGCAACUGAUUUUGUGGUACCUGGGCCUGGAAAGGUGGAGAUGACCUACACUCCAGAGAACGGAGGCAAACCGAUCACAUAUCUGGUGCAUAACUUUGAAAGCUGUGGUGGUGUAGCCAUGGGAAUGUACAAUCUUGACCAGUCUAUCAAGGAUUUUGCCCAUAGUUCCUUCCAAAUGGCACUGUCUAAGGGCUGGCCCCUCUACAUGAGCACCAAGAACACCAUCCUGAAGAAAUAUGAUGGCCGCUUUAAGGACAUCUUCCAAGAAAUCUAUGACAGAGAGUAUAAGUCCCAAUUUGAAGCCAAAAAGAUCUGGUAUGAGCACAGGCUCAUAGAUGACAUGGUUGCUCAAGCCCUGAAAUCUGAAGGAGGAUUUGUCUGGGCCUGCAAGAACUAUGAUGGUGAUGUGCAGUCAGACUCUGUUGCACAAGGCUAUGGUUCUCUGGGGAUGAUGACCAGUGUGCUGAUCUGCCCUGAUGGCAAGACUGUUGAAGCAGAAGCUGCCCAUGGCACCGUUACUCGUCACUACCGCAUGCACCAGAAAGGCCAGGAAACCUCCACCAACCCCAUCGCCUCCAUCUUUGCAUGGACAAGAGGAUUAGCUCACAGAGCUAAGCUGGACAACAACAGUAGCCUCAAGAACUUUGCAGCUGCCCUGGAAGAAGUCUGCAUUGAGACCAUUGAAUCUGGCUUUAUGACAAAGGACCUUGCUGCCUGUAUCAAAGGCCUGUCUAAUGUCACACGCUCUGACUACCUGAACACCUUCGAGUUCAUGGACAAGCUUGCUGAAAACCUGAAGAGGAAGCUCACAUCUCUGCAGAAGCUUUAAGACUACUCAGCUAAUUAAGUGUCUCCCACUUACAGCAGGGUGUAAGUGGCACUGAAUCACACUAACAUUUCAAAUACUAGACAAAAGUGAACAUGUAUGCUUUUUUUAGCUUUUUUAAAGACCAUGUUUUCUUAAACCCCUUGAGCUGCUGGGCUAGGCCUUACUUCUGCUAAGCAGCUGAAUGUGAAAGUAUUCAAACUUAGCGUGGGUCUGAAUUCCAGGUGUCAGUCACUGUAGACCUACGGUUUCUCUCCAUGACUUUAUGAUCUAUUUCCUUUUCUCCUCUCAGACUGAGAGCUGGUCUGUGUUACUACUCUGGUUAAACCAGCCACUUACUGUCCAAGAGAUUUUAGAAAUCAGAACUGUCCUCAUAUCUAUUACUGUCCAUUGAGUAUAAGUGAGUUCACGGGUCUAUGAAAGCUCUGCUCUAGCCCCUCUCUUACUUAAAUUAUGUUUUUUGUGCCAACCAGAGCAUGGUAUCCUCAUACUAGGGGAUUUAGUCCCAUAGUUACAGUCAGGACUGUAGUAUUGGAGAAGCACUUGGUGAAUUCUGCAAACAAACCCUAUAGGCUAGGAGCCUCAAAAAGCCAUGCUGCUGUGUCUAAAUGCAGGUUGUGCAUUUAGUUAUACUCCUGACUGGAUGUGAAGCAUAGGAACUGUUAUCUCUUCCUCAUCCCACAAUUCAUAAAGGUGCAAAACUUUUCUCCAGUUGUCUAGACUACUACUUACCCUUCCUGUUGUGAUAGAGCAAGUCAGGUAAGAUAAUGACUCUAAAAAACUUCCAUCCAUUUGUUUGUGUUUGGCAUUUGUUUGUUUGUUUUUUUUAAAGGAGACCCUCUGUCUCUCCUUCUUUUGCAUCAUUAGCAGAUACAGGGAGAGAGAAUCCAGUAUCUUUUAGUAUGGUCCAGUACAUGCUGGAACAUACAGUUGGAAAUUGAUAUAAAUACAAAAUAAUCUCUCCCUCAGCAUAGUUUUACUUUGUUCUGGAUCAUGGCAAGAUAUGAUCUGUGUGAUAGUAAGCAUUGGGUAGUGCACAAGAAUUUGAAGAUACUGCUUCUAUUAAGUUUUUCUUUUAGGACUAACAUCAAUUUGAGUAUAUGUUGGUAUCACUGCCUGACAAGAAUCAAAAACUGGUUAUACAGAAGCCAGACUCUCACUCUGCAGCUGACAAGUGCUGGUUAGGAUAGAAAUGCAGUGUUAAAUGAGAUCAGCUAGUAUUGAGGCUUGUUUUGGGAUAAGCAUGUGUUAGAAAAGUAUCUCUACAACUGCGAGCAGCUGUCACUAUGCCUGCAAUGUGAAUGAACAUAGUCUGUUCUGUUAUUAACACAACCAUGUAAGAAGUGCAGCUGAAACAAGUCCCAUUGUUCACCUGUAGAAGGACCAUCUGGAGACUCCUGCCUGGCUUCUGACAGCAGUACUUCAAAUUACUGUGCCACAGCCACUCAAGUCCUACUACAGCAUGUCUAAAAACUUCCCUGUUAUUUACUAGCUCCUACCCAGCUUCCAGAGUUAUAGUACCAGACAUAGCUUAGUACCUUUCAGUGAACUGAACAAAUAAAUAAAGGGGCAUUUUUAAUUAUUAUA